This is a messenger RNA of Podarcis lilfordi (Lilford's wall lizard), 14873 nucleotides long. NCBI's taxonomy places the organism in Eukaryota, Metazoa, Chordata, Lepidosauria, Squamata, Lacertidae. The record is from the annotation of a GenBank genome assembly.
CCUGAGUGCAGGUGUUGAGUGACAUCCUAGUAGGGUGUAGAGGGCAUAUCUCUCUCACACACAUUGCCUUGUGCUCCCUCCAUCUGUUGUCAAGUGCUGGGCCUCCUUCCUGGCUCCUUGCUGAGAACCCCUGCUUUACAGGACUACCUCUGUCUAGAAGGUACUGAGGACUUCUAGUAUGUCACAUAACCAGUGCUGAUCUCGUGUACGUGUGUGUGUAUGGGGCAGGGGACACUCUCUGUGACCCUCUUCCUCCCCCGCUUCAGCUUCCCUGCUCGUUGUCUGGAGCUACUCCCACCUCCCCAAAAGGCAGGACUAGCUCAAUUGGGAUUCAUCCAGCACCACCAAACCUUGUCCUCCCACCAGUGUUUUGGUAAAGCAUGCAGGAAGUGCAACCUGAGCGACAGAUGAAGUGAGAGGCUCGGAGAUCUGCCCUUUGAAAGCUGAGGGGUGUUAACUGAGGUGCUUUGCAUUUGUCCCCCUCUCCAUCUCCAACUCAACCCUACUGUCUGUUACAUUAUGAACUGACUUGGGUAAGUGAAGAGAUUGGAACACCCUUUUGCUCAUGCUGGGAGCCCAAGUCUUGGGAUCUAUAUAGGCGUAACAAUUGGGAUUUCCUAAUGCACCCAUGAAAUUAAUCUGACAAAAGGGCACCAAAAGGCCUGUGGGAAGGAGGAAGGGAAGGUUUGGUGGUAUCCUGGUCUGGGUGGUAUCCAGACAGCUGUGAUGUUGAGGUGGGCUAGGGAGCUGAAUGGAGUUUAGUGACGAUGGUUGCUGGGCUUCAACUGGCCCAGUUGCCCUCUCUUAUGCUACUGCUACUGUGAACCCUUAUGUGCUUAUAACUGGUGUUAUCCCACCCCGAUUCCAAGAUCCAUCAUUCAAGUAACAAUUUGAGUUUUUGGUGCAAAGUGAACCACAUGUUAUACACUGUGCAUGUAUUGCCAUUAGCCUCCCAUGGGAUUUGAUUGUUUACAUUUGCUGAAAUAAGCACAGUAAUUGACAACCAGAGUUAACAAGGGAGGAUUAAUCAGUUGCAAAAAAAAUAGUAUGGCAGUUUAAGUAUACUAUAGCAACAGUUAAUAGCUGCCAUGCAAAAGUCUACCAGAAGCCAUGCACCCCGCCCCCCGCUAGUUAUAGUGGUUUCCUUUGUCAACAGAUAUUUGCCAUUUCCAUCUCUCUCUUCAUAACCAUUGUAAAAUCUAGAAUGAACAGCACUCUUCCCCAGUGCCCCCCACCCAUCUGCUGGGGCUCUCAUUACUAUUGUGGAUCUAUUGAGAAUGGCUAGGAGAGCACCUCACACCUGUUGUUAGGGAAGGGCUUAUGCUGAUGUGGUUGCCUUGGCAACAGUGACAAAGAUGAAAGCCUCUGGGAGAAGCCUUGAAUAAUAACAUGGAGGGACCACAUGGGAGAGAAAGCGGGUGUGGAAGGCAGGGGACCCUGAGAGUUUAAAGAGUGGAGAAAUAGAGCAUGAAGCAGAAUUCCCUUGUACACUAUAGAAUUCAAAUUUAAGUUUCAAGCAUUUAUGCAUUUACUCAGUUAGCUCACAUUUGCAAAGUCUGAAAACAGUGACAAAAACUGACAUUUUAAAAUGAAGCUUUCAUUUCUCUUUAUUGUAAUUGAGAAGCAGAUGAAUCACAUCUCUGUCAUUCUGUUGAGAAACUGAAAAUGGGGGCUGGCCACCACAAGCAAUUGGCCGAUUUGGGACAGCUAAUCAGUCCUUGAAGGCUGGUGCUGACAUCUGAUCUUCAUGCCCUCAGUGAUUGGAAAGAAGCUGAGGGGCCACAGGUCACUAAAGAUGGCAGGUGGGCAUUUGCCAAAUUUCCGGGUGCCAGAGGGAACCUGUGCCUGGCUUGGGAGAACUCACUCUUCCAAGAUAAAGGAAAGGUCGCCCAUCUGAUGGGGUCCCCAGGAGCUCCUGAGCAGAGCCAGAAAGCAAAUCAUGGCAGGAACACUAAGCAAAGGGGGCCUUUUGCCUCUGUGAGUUGGAGGGAACAGUGCCUGGUGGUGCAUAUGUGGGUGAUGGCAUUCCUCCAACCAUGGGCGUAGCCAAGGGGCAGGCAGGGAGGGGCAGCUGACCUCCCUUAAAUCAAGUAAAACAGGAAUACUUAGAAAUACUUAACUACCUGACCAAUCACAACGGUUCUGUCCCCCCUCCCCGCAACAAAAGUCCUGCCUGCCCCCCCCCCCGGUCCUGCCCCCAAAACAAAAAUCCUGGCUACACAGUCACUGUGGCUAUAAGCAAUCUCUAAACCGAACAUACCAAAACAAGGAACAUAAGCAUAAAAGUCCCAUAAAAUUCAAGUGAACUGAUGGGUAAAAUUACAACAGCAUGGGAAAACACCAGCAAAACAUAAAAAGGUGACUACAAUGUAAUCAAAAAACUUCCUCAGGAGUUGGGGAAAACUUGCCUUGGAAUGUACAGUUCUCUCAACUGAUACAGUGCUCAUUAAAUAUACUGGGCUCUCUAAGUAUGCUGGGCUCCUCUUGAGUCUAGUGGCAUUUUCCCUGAUCUGUAGUAUACUUUCUAGCUGACAUUCCCAGGCCUACCUGGAAAUGCUGCCCUGUGCGGGGUUGUACCUGUGACCUUUUGCAAAGCAAGCAGAUGCUCUACCCUUGUGCCAUGGUGCUUCCCCGUACGGAUCAGCUGAAUAGGGGGUUAGUGCCCCUGUCCCUCACCAAACGAUGUUACAACCUCUCAGGCCCCUUCCAUGCUGUGUCUACGAUCUUAUUUGUUUUAAUUUAGCAGCUGGCACCAAAAUCAGUGGGGCUUUUGUGGGCUAGGAAAAUGUACUUGGAUGGUGAGAAGGGAUGAGUGAGCUCUCUGGGCCAGAAGCUGGCAAUCCCCACCUUAAGCCAGGGAGGAGCUCCCUGGUGGUCUCUGUUUGCACUGGGGCAGCAUCUCCUCCCCACAACUCGUUGGAAGAAAGCAACAUGAGGAGGUCUUGUCCCCGGGAUUCUUUCCUGGGUAUUCGUUCUUUUCUGUGUUUCCUGGCACAGGUUCCUCUCCCUCCUGCCGCUGCUGCCUUCUGUGCAUGGAGAAAGAUGGAGAAAACGAACGGUCUGAAGGCUUCCCCUGCCAACCAUCAGCCACAGGAGCCCAUGAAAACUGCUGCCAAUGGGGAUCCAGAGAGAAAGGAGCUCAGCAACCACAGCAGGUAACUCUCAGAGCAGGUGGCCUUGAGGUCUGCUGCAAGGGGUCCCUGGCCCAAGAGCCAGCUUGUCACUGGAUACCCAGUGUUGAGGGGGGAAAGGCACCCAAAACAUGCUCUUCAAUAAUUGGUUGCUGCAUACCCAUACAGAGCUUGUCUGAGGCCCAGGGCAGGGGUCUUGUUCUUGGCUUGACUGUGUAAGUCUGUCAUGCCCUUGGCAGGGCCCCCAGCUGUUUUAGCCCUCUAAGGCCUGGGGCAAGUGUAUCUGGUUGCCCACCUCCCUGCAAGGGCCUGGGCUAUUGCCUAGCAUAACUGAAUAGGGGUCAGUCUGUGCCGAAAGGAGGAGGGGAAGCCUUUUGGGGCCACUUGGGAAGGAGUUCAGGGAUGAGAGCAAAUGGUCCUUCCUGGUGAGAGUGGAGGCCCCGGGAAAAGUUUCCUCCAUGGGCGAAUUCACAACUCUGAGUUCCAAUAGGAAACACACUUUUAGAGCAUGGUGCUAAUGAUGCCUGCGUUGUGGGUUCAAUCCCCCUAUGAGCCAAGAGGUCUGACUCCUGCACUGCAGGGGGUUGGACUAGAUGACCCUCAGUGUGCCUUCCAACUCUGCAUUUCUAUCAAUCUAUGAUUCUGAAAAUGUAUUGGGACCCUCCACAGCUGGGCUUUUGUGAAGCAGCCCUUUCAGAUCCCACCCCCGCAUUUCUCAAGCAAAUGCUUGACUUCUUUGCAUCUCAGCACAGCGUGCUCUGUAAUAAGGGUGGCUGGGACAGGUGAGAGGAGAUCUGAUUUUUGUCUCCCCAAGGUUUUCCAUACAGCCAGCAGGGAUAGGAUCUCAGAUUAAAUCUCCACCUUGUGGUCAAGGCAGGAGGUAGGCUGUAGCUCCCAAAAUCCUCCAGUUUGCUUUCCUGCCUAUGUUGAGCACAGUCACGAAUCAACUCCCUUAGUGUGUGUGUGUGUGUGGGGGGGUUCUCUAGGGCUAGGCAAUAUGGGAGUCAUUACAACUCCCAAGUCAAUCAACUUGGAUUGAUGUGGAGUUCUUGCCUUUAUGUGGGAAGGGAGCUUGAGGAAGAGGCAGUGGCAGUGGGAGGAGCAGACCCCCUUAUGAGGGGAGGGUGUUCCGCUCCAUUCCCACCUCUGCUUGGCAGCCAAGGGUCAUCCUUCCUACCUGGUCUCUCUACAGAGUGCCGUCAGCCAAUGAUGACACGUCCUCAGAACUUCAGCGUGUUGCCGCCUUGGAUAAUGUGGACGAGAAAUCCCACAAGACAGGAGGCCUCUCCAGGUACUUCUUAUGGGGCUCCUUGUGGGGUUGAUGAAGCACAGCCAAGUGUCUCCUCCUCAGGCUUUGUGGUGGCCUUUGCAGUGGAGAUGGAAAAUGCAACAGGAGCCCACCACUCUGUGGAGCAGCAGUCUUUGGAAGUGGGGGGGGGGGUCAGCCUGGGUGGGUGUGGAGGUUGCACUGAAAUUGUGCCCAUCAGCAAAACCAAGGAGUAGUCUCCAUGAGCUACUCCUCUCUAGAUGGGGAUGUUACAAGAAAGGAGAUUCCGACUCAACUUUCUGAGGGUAAGAGCCAUUCAACAGUGGGACGGACUCGCUUAGAUGAUGGUGGACUCAGAGGGUUGAACUAGGUGGCCCUUGGGGAUCCCUUCCAACUCUACAAUUCUAUGAUUCUAUUAUUUUGACUCAUUACCCAUAGCUGAGCUGGUGUUUCAAGACUUAGGAACGUAAGAGACUGUCAUUUACUCAGGCAGAGCAUUAGCCCAUCGAACUCAGUAUCUAAUCCUGCCUAUGCACGGUUUCAGGCAGGGGUCCUUUCCCAGCCCCACCUUGUGAUGCUGCCGGGGGUUGAACCUGGGACCUUCUGCAUGCAAAGCAGGUGCUCUGGCCACUGAGCUAUGGCCCUUGCCCACAAUUCCACCCUGCUGGGGCUGCUCUUGAAAGCCCAUAAGGGCCAUUUGUGGAGAUGGCCUAGAACGCGGCAGGCGUUUCAGGGGAGGCCCUACUACUAGCUGUAGCUGCUGAAGAACCCUCUGCUGUUUCCCCUCCUAAGAAGUACUUGAUUAAUAAUAAUAAUAAUAAUAAUAAUAAUAAUAAUUUUUUAUUUAUACCCCGCCCUCCCCAGCCAAGGCCUGGCUCAGAGCGGCUUACAAGCAAUAAUAAAAACAAGUUGAAUGAUUACAACUUAAAAACAAAAUUAAAAAACAACAUUAAAAUAUCGAAACACUAAAAUAUUAAAAUGUAGCCUCAUCUCAGGAGGAGAAGGAAAAGAAAAAAGAAAGGGAGGGAGGGAAUCAAAUUGGCUCCAAGCCAAAGGCCAGGUGGAACAACUCUGUCUUACAGGCCCUGCGGAAAGAAAUCAGAUCCUGCAGGGCCCUGGUCUCAUGAGGCAGAGCGUUCCACCAGGCCGGAGCCAGAGUUGAAAAGGCCCUGGCUCUGGUUGAAGCCAAUCUAACUUCCUUAGGGCCCGGGACCACUAGGGUGUUGCUAUUUAUGGACCUUGAGGCUCUCCGUGGGACAUACCUGGAGAGGCGGUCUCGUAGGUAUGAGGGUCCUAGGCCAUGAAGGGCUUUAAAGGUCCAAAGCAGCACCUUAAAUCUGACCCUGUACUCCACCGGGAGCCAAUGCAGCUGGAAAAGCACUGGGUGAAAAUGCUCCCAUGGCAGAGACCUCGGGAAGAGCCUCUCUGCAGCAUUCUGCACCCGCUGGAGUUUCUGGGACAGCUUCAAGGGCAGCCCCGCGUAGAGCGAAUUACAGUAGUCAAGCCUGGAGAUUACCGUCGCAUGGAUCACUGUGGCCAGGUCGAUUGAACAAGAUGGGCAAGAGGAGGCUUCGUAACCCUCACAAGCCCCGAGGACUUUGUCUUCCUCUUUUGCUGAUUCCCAGGAAAGCUGAUGACAGUGAAGGUCACUGACUUGGAUGGCUCUAAAAGUGGAUUGGACAGAUUCAUGGAGGAGAAGAGGGCUAUCAAUGGUGACUAGCCAGGAUGGCUAUACUCCACUUGCACUGUUAAAGGCAAAAAUGCAUCUGAAUCCCAGUUGCUGGGGACCACUGGAGAGGGGAGUGCUCUUGUGUUCGAAUCCUGCUUGCAGAUUUCCCAUAACGGGCAUCUGGGUGGCCACUGUGAGAAGAAGAUGGUGGACUAGAUGGGCCAUUGUCCUGAUCCAGCUACAGGGCUCUUCUUUUGAUCCCUCCUGGCAGCCUGGAAGGAGUGAGAUGCUUUAGCACCUAGAUUAGGCACAGGGGGAAGCAAUGGGCAGAGUGGGGCUGUGUAACUGCAGCUCAGAGGGAGAGAGGAAAAAACCACACACUAUACACUUCUCCUGCCCAGGGUGAAUGUGAGGGGAGACUCCACUCCACUGCUCCACUGGAAAUUUAUGGAUGUUCUCUCCCCCCUCCCCAUUUGCAAAGCUUGACCCUUUCCCUUCUCUCUUCCCUUUCUAGGAUAGCCCGCCUGGUGAUGGUUAUCCGGGGCUGGGCCAAUAAAGGCUUGAAAGAAGAAGAGCGGCGGCCAGACUCCUUCCUGGAACGAUUUCGAGGACCAGAUGUCAAGACAUUGGCAGUAGCUGCAGCAAGGGGCGAUGGGUUUGAUACCCAUGACAGAAAGACAAAGUGAGACUCCCUCCUGGCUGGCUGGAGCUGCUGUGGGAGGCUUUGCAUGGACAAGGAGAUGAAAUCAUAGGCCACCUUCCCUCUUCUUCUCACCCCCAUCUCCUUCUUCAUCUUCAUCUUCCUCCUCCUCUUUCUUCUUUCUCCCGCUUCCUCCCUCUUCCUCUUCUUCCUCCUCCUCCUCCUCCUCCUCCUCCUCCUCCUCCUCCUCCUCCUCCUCCUCCUCUUUUUCUUUCUUUUCCUCCUUCUCCUCCUACUUCUUCCUCAUCUUCCCCCUCCUGCUUCUUUCCCCUUUUUCUCUUCCUUUUCUUUUUUCCUCCUCCACUAUAAAUAAGGGGCAGGCCUCAUUGGUAAGGCUGGACCUUGCCAUUAGCCAUGGUAAUUUGAGCAAAGAGGAAAGGGCAGGCUGCUGGAGAAUGAAAGAGGCUCACAAUCAGCCAGGGUCUUUGGCACUGAGCAAACAGGGUCUUCCCUGAGAGGUUAAGUGGAAUGUGUUAAUUACCAGGGAGCAGCAAUGGUUCUGGGCUGCUGUGGCCCAGUGAGGCUUUUGCAAAACAGGAGCAGGCAAGAGUGUUCAGGCCAUUGUGUAAGGCUGUUGUGCAAGUGCUGAGGUUGUUGGUCAUUGUGGACAAGGCUGAGGAGAGGAACGGGGCAUUCCUUUUCUUCCCAUUCUAUACUUUAGAAAUAAAAAUUGCCAUACUUUGACAGCCUUCAAGGGAUGCCAUUAAGGCCUUUCAGGGAACAGGGAGGUUGGGCUUGCUCUAGUGAUUCUAGCAGCCAGGACCUCCUGCCUUCUCCCAUCCAAUGCCCUAUGAGCCAGCCCACCCCUUUCCCUCUCCCAUGAGGCCUAAGAUGGGGUUGGACACUUCUGUAACAAUCUGAGGUACUGGAUGGAGACCUCAGAACACCUGAAGUGGAGAGCAGGUAGCUCGGGGGGGGGGGGGCUUUCCUUUGGAGCAUCUUGUUGGCCACUGUGAGAACAGUAUGCUGAACUAGAUGGGCUCUCUUUAGCCUGAUCAGCUGCUGCAGGGUUCUUCUGAUGUUCUCGCUGGGCGGCUUAGGAGGUAUGAGACGCUUCAGCAACAGGAAGGCUGAUUGGACAUUUGGAUGGAAGGAAGGGGUGGGCCUGGGGUGUUUACUUCUCAGUCACUGUGCUGUGGCCACCUCUGGUCAUCUGUCUGGGUAAAGGAGGUCUGUGUGUGCUCACUUAACCCUUUCAGUUUCAUGUACUCCAAAUCACACCCACCGCCCCCAUGGUGUGAAUUCAUGCCUUAGCUGCAAUUUAGACCAGGGAUUUGAAGAUUGCAGGCUCUCUCCACCACCAUCUCCCCUCUAGGCCAGAUCCACUGAAGACUCAUUGUGGCCACUGAAAUGUUUUGCUUCUAUCUGCAGGAAGAAAUGGAAAGUCUUUGUGAUGAAUCCCGCAGGGGACUGGUAUUAUCGGUGGCUUAUGGUCAUUGCAGUCCCAGUCCUGUAUAACUGGUGCACGUUGGUAGCACGGUGAGUCCUUGGAACCCAUGUUUUUUGGGGGUGGGCACAAGAGAAGGGGGUGUGCAGAUUCCGCCCAGAGUACCUAUCUGACCAAUCUGCAGAGCAUGAGGUGAGUCCUUGUGACUCCUCUCCCCACUGCUGUUUCUCUCCUGAUCCUCUCCCCCAGAACUUCUCUUCCUAGGAAGCAUGGAUUUAACAAUCCUUAAUUUGCUGGAGUUUCAGUAGUUACAGGGUUAACUCACUGCUGAAACUCUGGGAGGUCGCUUAUGACACUUCCAACACAUUGAAUUAUUUAUUAUUUCUAUUUUAUUCAUUUAUUAAAUUAGCAUACCAUCCUUCAUUGGAAGAUCGCAGGAUGGUUCCCAACAUAAAAAUACAAAAUGAGAACACGAAUACAUAAUAAAACAAGAGCAACCCCCCAUAAUGCCCCCAAACACAUUUAAAAUGUCAUAGAAUGUUUAAUAAGUCAAAGGCCUCGUUAUAGAGAAACAUAUUUACCUGGUGCUUAAAGAUAUGUCAUGAAGGCACCACGUGAGCUUUCCUGGGGAGACCAUUCCACAAGUGGGGUGCCACCACCGAAAAGGCCUGCUGUCAUGUUACUGCCCUCUAGAAACCUUGUGGAGGAGGCACAUGAAGAAGGGCUUCUUGAGGUCCUUGAUGAGUAGUCCCUGCUCCAGGAAACCUGCCAGGGAAACACAGUGUGAGGCAUUUUGAAUUGGGCCUGGAAAUGAAUUGGCAGCCAGUACAGUUGUGCCAGGAACAGGGCAAUAUGUCCAAACCAUCUUGCCCCAGUGAGCAAUCUGGCUACCGAAUUCUGCACUAGCUGAAGUUUCUGAACUGUUUUCAGAGGCAGCCCCACAAAUAACAUGUUGCAGUAAUCUAACCCAGAGGUUACCAGAGCGUAGACAACUGAAGUUAGGCUACCCCUGUCCAGAUAGUGGUGCAGCUUGGCCUCCUUGCUUCCCAAUCAGCUGCCCGAGCCAUCAGAGGGCUGCUGCCUUCUAAUUUUCUCUCUCACCCUCCUCACCACAGGGCCUGUUUCAACGACCUCCAAAGGAAGUACUGGAUCUGGUGGCUAGUUCUAGACUACAUUGCAGAUAGCAUCUACAUCGCAGACAUUGUCAUCCGCUUUCACACAGGUGAGGGAGCUGUGUGGGGAGGAGCCUGGCUCAGCCUUCAUCUCACUAUGGUGGUUAAGGAUUCCACCUCCAGCACUUGUGAGACAGAAAAUGGCCCCAAUAAAGCAAAUCUUAUUAAUGGCAGUUCUGAAAAAUAGAGUUCCCCAAUGAAAGAUUUAUCAGCCUUCACUGCUGAAUAAUUUUCUUAAAAUUACCCACCUGGGCAUCAAUAUUCAGGUCUGGCAAAAGCCUCUGCCUUGAUAUCAUAUUGAGCUGAUGAAUGAUCUGAAUGCUGCGGGGUGGGCGGGAGGAGUGCAGAAUCUCAUGCUCUCCCACUAUCUGGAGCUGGGACAUCUUUUCAACAAUCACCACCCGCCCUACAAGCUCACCAUUCUAAGGAUGGGAGGCCUGUUUUGCUUAGAAGUCCUGCCUGCUCUUCACAAUACUGCUACUACCUGGCUCUAGUUGGAUUACGAGGCUGGAGAUGGGUGAAAUCCAAGGCAUGUGGAAUGAACAGAUUGGAUGGAAAUAAACACAUCACCAUAUCUGCAGUGACAGCACUAGGCAAAGAUUUUGCUGCGUUUUAAUGCCUCACACUGUGUUUCCCUGGCAGGUUUCCUGGAGCAGGGAUUACUCGUCAAGGACCUCAAGAAGCUGCGUGAUAAGUACAUUGCCACCAUGCAGUUCAAGCUGGAUGUCCUCUCUGUUUUGCCCACUGACUUUGCCUACUUUGCCGUCGGCUUAAACCGCCCCGAGUUGCGCUUCAACCGGCUGCUGCAUUUCUCCCGCAUGUUUGAGUUCUUUGACCGGACGGAGACACGGACCAGCUACCCAAACAUCUUCCGAAUCUGCAACCUGGUGAUGUACAUCUUGGUCAUCAUCCACUGGAAUGCCUGCAUUUACUAUGCUAUCUCUAAGGCCAUUGGCUUUGGAGAGGACACCUGGGUGUAUCCCAACAUCUCAGACCCAGAGUUUGGUUAUUUGACAAGGGAGUACAUCUACUGCCUCUAUUGGUCCACACUGACCUUGACUACCAUCGGGGAGACCCCUCCGCCUGUGCGUGAUGAAGAGUAUCUCUUCGUCAUCUUUGACUUCCUGAUUGGUGUCCUCAUCUUUGCUACCAUUGUGGGAAAUGUGGGCUCCAUGAUCUCCAACAUGAACGCCACCAGGGCAGAGUUUCAGGCCAAGAUUGAUGCAGUCAAGCAUUACAUGCAGUUCCGCAAAGUGAGCAAGGACAUGGAGGCCAAGGUGAUCAAGUGGUUUGACUACCUCUGGACCAAUAAGAAAACUGUGGAGGAGUGGGAGGUCCUGAAGAACCUGCCUGACAAGCUGCGGGCAGAGAUAGCCAUCAACGUCCACCUGGAGACGCUGAAGAAAGUGAGGAUCUUCCAGGAUUGUGAGGCUGGGCUUCUGGUGGAGCUGGUGCUCAAGCUCCGCCCCCAGGUAUUCAGCCCUGGAGACUAUAUUUGCCGGAAGGGGGACAUUGGCAAGGAGAUGUACAUCAUCAAGGAAGGGAAGCUGGCUGUUGUGGCAGAUGAUGGCGUGACCCAGUAUGCUAUGCUCACAGCAGGCUGCUGCUUUGGGGAGAUCAGCAUCCUCAACAUCAAAGGAAGCAAAAUGGGGAACCGGAGGACGGCAAAUAUCCGGAGCAUUGGCUAUUCCGACCUCUUCUGCCUGUCUAAGGAGGACCUCAUGGAAGCAGUGACAGAGUAUCCAGAUGCCAAGAAAGUCCUGGAGGAGCGUGGGCGAGAGAUCCUCACCAAAGAAGGUCUGUUAGAUGAAGCAACUGCAGCAGAGGGCAUGGAAGGUAUGGAUGUGGGGCAAAAGCUGAGCAGGCUGGAGGCCAGCUUGGACAUGCUGAAUGCCCGGUUCUCACGCCUCCUGGCUGAGUAUGAUGCUGCCCAGAUGAAGCUCAAGCAGCGUGUCACCUCCCUGGAGACCAAAGUGAAGCAAGACCAGCAGGAUGACUUCUUCUCUGAUGGUUCCAUUAGCCCAUCCACAGAAGAGGGGAAAGCCAAACCUUAACCUACUGCGCUGCCAUCUGGAUUUGAGGCAGCAGCAUUUCCUUGCAUCUGAUGCCCAUCCAGACUGCCUUGCAGUAACCCUGUCUCCACCAAACUGCUGCUCCCUAGCUGACUCUUUCUCUCCCCUUAGUCCAUUCCCAGCUGUAUGUUCCUGGUGACUUUCACCAGGGUCCUUUUAAGUCUCUCUUGAACUGUUUUGAGAAGGUCAGACACCCUCCAUUUCUUUCCCCAAGUUGCAUGUUCCUCCUCUCACCCUCGCCCCCAAAUGGGCCAAAUAGCACUGCCUCUGGCAGGUGCUUAUUUGGAACAUUCCCAUCAAGUAACCCACUGCAGUGGACCACAUUACCUGCUUACAAUCUUAUUUUGACAACCACUUUUGUGAAAAUCUCUAAGCCGGUCCAGGUCCUUCCUGUUCGUGGAGCACAUUCAGAGAAAACCUCUCCCUGUGAGCUGCCUAUGCUCCCUAAGUCUGCAUAGAGGGCAAAGGAAGGGGAUGUGUGCACUUGGGUGUGUGGGGUGUUGGUGUUUGCUAGGGCCUGAACCCACCUGCUUCAGUGAGGAUUAUAAGAUUUUGGAAAUGUGUUAGUUGAAGAUUGCUUGUAUGCCUGCAAUCCUGCCAUCCCACACAAGCUCUUUAGCCCUGGUUCUGCUGCCUGGCUGCUCAAGCGGGCAGUGCUGUCUCAUUCAGUCUCAUUCCCUUUCUGCUCUUUGAGGCUUUUAAGGUCUCUCCUGACUGAGUUUCCCCCUCAGUUCUUGAAGACUCACAGCUCCUUCUGCAUCGACUUUAGAGCUCCAAUUGAUGCCUCUCUUUAGCAAGCAUUGCCUUGGGGGCUCGACACACCCCAGGCAGGUAGGGGGGACCCUGUACUUGUCCAGGGAAAGUGAUUGAGCCCAACACAAAUUCUGAACCUGGAACCUAUCCCAGAAAUGCUGGAGAGGAAAAUCUCCUCACAUUUCACAUGAAUGAUUAAGCGGAAGUGGCUGCCCCAUGUGUGCUGGGUAGAAAUGGCCAGCUGAACAUCAGGACAGGCUUGGUUGAGACCCUACCCCUCUUUCUUGUUUAACUCACCAGUAUCCCUUGGCUAAUGCACAAUAGCUCUGCCAUUCUCAGGGAAACACCCCACCCCCUGCAGCCCUCUCCCUUGUCCAUUCCUCUCUUCUUGCCUCAGUUCAUGACUGAGCCAGUUUACACAGAACAAGGAACUAUGAACCCAAAGGCUGUUUACUUGCCCGAAACUCAGAUUUCAGUUUUGAAGCCAUCUUGUCAAUUUCCAUUUUUAUGCACCAAAUGAAAAUGGGCCACUUUCCUCAGGGUUAGUUGUGGAGGAGGAGUAUGCUUAGCCAAAGUGUUUCUAUCAAGUUUUCACUGGGUCUGCUCAGAUCCUGCCUGGAACCAUGAAUCCCUCCAGAUCCAUUUCUGGAAUGAAACAGAAGCUCACAAGAAUUUGGGGUGGAGCUGUGGGUAUGGGAGCAGGACCCAUCACCCAAAAAGCCCACAAUGCUUCCAAGUCAUCCGGCAGGCACAUGACUUGAUGUGGACUCUACACACCUGAGCCAAGGAAGCCACAACUGACAGGCGCCAUGUGGGGCACGUUACACAUCUUUAAAAUAAAGAGCUCAGAUGUGAGCAGCCAGUGGGUUUAGCAGAUGGGUUGCAUAGGUGCCUCCCUGCUCCCUCCCCCCAGUUUCCUGGCUGCUCUGGUUGGACUACGCAGACUGUGACUCUUUUACCCUGGGGCUUUGGGUCUGCUCAAGCUAAUGUUCCAUGAGCUUAUUUACUUAACAAACAAAUUGCCCUGCAGCUCUCCUUGCAGUGUGUGUGUGUGUCUAGCAAUGUUAAAUAGCAGUGGCGGCAGCAGCAGCUGCAGCAACAGCAAUACAUUCCUUUCCAGAUCCCACAGACCUCUGGCUUCCCAGCUGCAAAUGGUGAGCCACAAGGGGGUGCUGUGUACAGUGGAAUGAAUUGCAGUCCUGCCUGGCUCAGCCUGAUUGGAAUGGAGACACACUGAAUGUGGGAGCGUCUCUCAAGCGGAAACCCAGAGCAGAGGGGCCCAGCUUUUCCCCUGGAGCCAGAAGCAAAUCUUCUCUCUGGAAAGCAAACCUUGUCGUGCCGGAAGGCCUGGUGAGCUGGUCUGCUCAUCCAAUCCAUGUGCUGUUGCUUUCAUUUUCCUUCGGGAGGGAGUCUGCAUGCAAAUGACUUGUGGGCCAGCAUGAAUUUCACAGACCCUCAGGCUUCUGAAGUGCCUAUUGCAUUGCCCUCCAACUGUUCCUGAACCUAUCCCAGGGAAGGAGGGCUCAUUUCAAGAUGUCACACCCAUUUAUACUUUUUAUAAAGAGUUUCCCUGCUGAGGUUACUCAUUAGUUAUAAAUAUGGUUGCUAAAACUCAUAUUUUGUCAUUUUGUAUCUUAUGUUUCAAGUGAGGGAUGGUGUGACCGUGGCUCCUUUCUUGCUCAUGGCAGGGUCCUGUUCCAGUGGGAUCCUUUGUCUCCUUCCCCCUAACCCUGCCUGUCCCACAGUGGUGUAGCAUGGUGUGUGUGUGCAAGGGGCACUGUGGCCCUGGGUGCAGAAUUCUGAUGGGGUCCAACUCAACACCCCCACAACUGGUUCCCUUACUGAGGCCACAUGGCUGCACCACACUGUUGGCUCAAGUUCAGAUUGUGCUCUGCUAAGACCCCUAGAUCCUUUUCACAUGCUCUACUGUCAAGCCAGUUGUCCCCCUUCCUGUAUUUGUGCAGCUGGUUAUUCCUGCCUACAUUUGACCCUAUUGAAAUUCAUUGUGUUACUUUGGGCCUAUUUCUCAAAUCUAUUAAGGUCAUCUUGAAUCUUGAUUCUGUCUUCUGUGGCAUUAGCUACCCCUCCCAUUUUUGUGUCAUCUGCAAAUGACCCAGAAUUAAUACCCUGUUAAUACACAUAGAAUUGAUGGCAAGAAGGGUGAGGAUAGUUUUGGAGGUCAUGUGUGCCUGGAACCCCUUUUGGGGAAGGGUAGUGGGUGUAGACAGUUUUGGAGUGAAAUAAGGGUUGCAAAGGGCCCCUGGCACACACGACCACAUGGUUGCCUGCCACUUGCUUUGUCAUUCCUGCUUUCUGCUUGAGGCAAGCUGGGCAUUUGACUCAUUUUCUGUGUGAAAAUCCAGGAUCCAUGAUGCACUUUGCUGCUUCUGAGACCACAACAAGAGCGUUUGUGUGGGGUGGAAUGCAAGACCACAGAUUCUGCUUAAGGGCAAUCUGUGCACACAGUGUUUUGAAGGAUUUUUUGUUUGUUUGUUUUUUAUAACAGAGAACCCUCAAGAGUGAGAGCUGUUUCAGCACUCUGGACAGCGGCUGCAGGGCUCAUAUGCAGAGAUACAAUCUCAGGGAAACACGGAAGAGCUGAUGAUGAGGGUGACAAUGACAGCGUAUGCAUGCUUGCUCCUUGAAAAGCCUACCCAGCCCACCCUGUUAACCUACUUGGGAAAAUCCUAAACCUUUAAACCAUUACUUGACAGAAUUCAAA